Arachis duranensis is the source of this 6554-nucleotide messenger RNA. Its product is annotated as pentatricopeptide repeat-containing protein At5g57250, mitochondrial-like. Lineage: Eukaryota; Viridiplantae; Streptophyta; Magnoliopsida; Fabales; Fabaceae. The record is from RefSeq and is a predicted model, not a curated record. Gene Ontology annotation, molecular function: protein binding.
CAUUUGUGUCCAACUAUGGCAUUGCCUAUUUGGAGAGUCCGACCAAAACUGGGCUAGGCUGAGAGAGUUCAGUUACCACUUCACCAUCUUCGAUUCUGACUGAAUACCGUUAUUCCCUCCCAUGAAAUUGUUCUACGCAACAAGACCAUUCUCCUCCUCCUCCUCCUCCUCUUCUUCUUCUUCGUGCUCCUCAAAGAACCAUUCACUCCAAACAUUAUUGAAGCGUGGAUUCACCCCAACCCUGAAAUCCAUCAACAUAUUCCUCCUCUCCCUCCUCCGCCACCGCAAGUUCAACCUCAUCAUCCACCUCUUCACCACUGCCACACUCAUCCCCACUAACCCUACCACCCUCUCCAUCCUCACAUGGGCACUCCUCCAUUCUAGAAGCUUCCAAGAUGCCGAGAAUCUCAUCUUAACUCACUUCACCCAUUCCCAUCCUCGCAUCUGGGACACACUCAUCCGUACCCACCAUGACCCUCAUAGGGCACUCUUUCUUCUACGCUAUUGCCUCCAAAACGGUGCCGUUUUGCCCUCUCCUCUCACUUUCUCUUCUCUUAUUCACAGACUCUCUUCUCAGGGGGACCUAGGCAUGACAAUGGAGGCGCUGGAGAUCAUGACAGAUCAUAGGGUAAGGUACCCUUUUGAUGAUUUUGUUUGUAGCUCUGUGAUUUCUGGGUUUUGUAGGAUUGGGAAGCCUGAACUUGCAUUAGGGUUUUAUGACAAUGCUGUGGGUUCUGGGGCACUGUUGAGGCCCGGCUUGGUUACUUUAACUGCAAUUGUUGGUGCACUUGUUAGGUUGGGGAGGCUUGAUGAGGUUUGUGGUUUGGUUAGGAGGAUGGAGGAGGAUGGGAUCGGUUUGGAUGUUGUUUUGUAUAGUGUUUGGGUUUGUGGUUAUGUUAAAGGAAAUGACUUGGUGGAGGUUUUUCGAAAGAUGAGGGAAAUGGUGGUGGUGAAGGGUAUCGAUCAUGAUUAUGUGAGUUAUACUAUACUCAUUGAUGGGUUUUCGAAGUUAGGCGAUGUGGAGAAGUCAUUUGGGAUCUUGGCUAAGAUGAUAAAGGAAGGGAAGGGGCCCAAUAAGGUCACUUACACUGCAAUAAUAUCUGCUUAUUGUAAGAAGGGUAAAGUUGAGGAAGCACAUGGUGUUUUCGAGAGGAUAGGUGAGUUGGGAAUUGAGUUGGAUGAGUUUGUGUAUGCAGUUUUGAUUGAUGGGUAUUGUCGGAUUGGAGAUUUUGGUAGUGUCUUUAAGCUAUUUGUUGAAAUGGAGAAAAGAGGGGUUAGUCCUAGUGUUGUUACGUAUAAUACCAUAAUAAAUGGUUUGUGCAAGUUCGGGAGGACAUCUGAGGCAGAUGAGUUAUCGAAAGAUGUGGCUGCCGAUGUGAUUACGUACAGCACGUUGUUGCACGGUUAUACUGAAGAAGAGAACACUCCGGGGAUUUUGCAGACAAAGAGGCGACUAGAAGAAGCUGGAAUUGCCAUGGAUAUCAUAAUGUGCAAUGUGCUGAUCAAAGCAUUGUUUAUGAUGGGGGCUUUUGAAGAUGUUUAUGCUCUUUACAAAGAGGCAUUAGUUGAACUCAAUGAUAAAGGACUGGAGUUAAGUAGAUAUACAUUUAGCAUGUUAAUGAGGACAAUUCUCACUGAAAAGGGUGCAAAAGAGGUUUUAGAUUUAGUUUACACAAUGGAAGGAUUGGGCCAAGACUUAUAUGAGUCAGUAUGUAAUGAUGCGAUCUUUUUAUUGUGCAGAAGAGGAUUUCUUGAGGAUGCAUAUCGCUUGUGCUUGAUGAUGAGAAAGACAGGUUUAUACAUUACAAGAAACUCCUAUUAUUCUAUUUUGAGAAGCUAUCUUAGUAACAGAGAUAGGGAGCACAUGCUGCCCCUAUUGAAUAUCUUUCUAAAAGAAUAUGGCCUAGUUGAUCCAAUGAUGCGUAGGAUACUAGCAUGCUACCUAUGUUUAAAAGAUAUUCAUAGUGCCCUUCAAUUUAUGGAAAAAACAAUCACCCUUCCGGUCUCCAUCCUCAGGAUUCUGAUAAAGGAAGGUAGAGCUUUAGAUGCAUAUAAGCUUGUGGUAAAGACUCAAGAUAGUUUACAAGUCAUGUAUGCUGAUUAUGCCAAUCUGAUUGAUGCCUUAUGCAAGGGAGGAUAUCUCAAUAAAGCAUUGGAUCUUUGUGCCUUCGUUGAAAAGAAAGGGAUCACUUUAGACAUAGUUGUAUAUAAUUCUAUAAUAAAUGGAUUGUGCCAUGAGGGACGCCUUAUUGAAGCAUUUCGGCUAUUUGAUUCAUUGGAGAAACUUAAUUUGAUACCCUCUGAAAUAACUUAUGCCACAUUAAUUUAUGCACUGAGUAGGGAGGGAUAUCUGGUAGAUGCUGAGCAUGUUUUCAGUAAAAUGGUCCUGAAGGGCUUUCAACCAAAAACACAAGUUUACAAUUCACUACUUGAGGGUAUUUCAAAGUUUGGUCAAUUAGAGAAUGCGCUGGAGCUUCUAAACGAUAUGGAGACAAAAUAUAUUGAGCCUGACAGCUUGACGGUUAGUGCUGUCAUAAAUUGCCAUUGCCAAAAGGGCAACAUGGAAGGAGCACUUCAAUUCUAUUAUGAGUUCAAGAGGAAGGAUGUAUCACCUGAUUUUUUUGGGUUCUUGUACUUGAUAAGAGGCUUAUGUUCAAAGGGACGGAUGGAAGAAGCUAGGAGCGUCUUGAGAGAAAUGCUCAAAUCGAAGAAUAUUGAAGAGAUAAUUAACAUAGUUAACAAUGAGGUUGAUAAUGAGUCGAUAGGUGGCUUUCUUGCCAUUUUGUGUGAGCAAGGAAGUAUUCAAGAAGCCCUUACAGUUCUUAAUGAAAUUGCAAGCACACUUUAUCCUGUUCUAAGGUUAUCUACAUAUAAUCAAGGAGCUCAUGCACAGAGGAACAUUUCUGAGCUAAACGCUGGUUUACAAUCUUCAAGGUCUCUAUCCUCCUCUUGUAGAACUGGUUUGGAUUUCGGAUCUUGUGAUGCUAGCGUUGAAAGUGAUCUUACAAUAAAUAAUGAUAGUCAUGUGACAAGGUCCCGGCCACUCAACUUUGACUUCUAUUAUUCCAUGAUUGCCACACAUUGUGCCAAAGGGGAGCUACAGAAAGCUAAUCAAGUAGCUAAGGGAAUGCUUUCCCACCUAAGGCGAUGAGCUGAACAUAAGAAAGAAGAGAGAAAAUGAAUUCUUUCAAUGUGGGAAAUUCUCUAUUUUUAAUGCCAGGAGAGAUCACACAGUUGACAUCUGCAGCAUCAACCAGAUAAACAAGAAAAUGAUGUCCUAGCCCUCUGUCAUUCCAGUUUCUUUGACCGCACAACCAGUCUGAAAAGGACAAUAGGGUGCCAAUUGGAGUGCAAGGGAUCCGUAUCUGACCUGUAAGAUAUAUAAAUGAUAAUAGGAGCAGGCACUUGAUUACAUGCUAAUUGCUGCUUUAAGCUUGAGAUUAAAAAAGUCAUGCUCUGCAUUUGUGGAGAUCAAAUGUAAGUACUUUUUCUGGAGACAAUGUUUUUUUAGUAUUUUAAAGUGGAUUGAGUUGUAUUUUCAGUUUGUUCUUUCAUUUCCUUACACUUCUUCCCUCCCUGCCUGAACUUCCUUUUUAACCAGAGAAUGGUUGACUUCAAACAAAUGAAAUCUACCUUACUCCUAAUGCCUUUUGCCCUUCAUGGAGGAGUUUUGAAUGACAAAGAACCAGAAAUGAUUUCAUUCUUAAAUGAGUUAAAUCAGAUCCCUUUUUCUUUUUUUGGGUAUUUAGAGAAAAGAAUGAAGUGAUUUCAUUUAUAGAUCAGAUCAUAUUGGGUAUUACUUUAUUUUUUCCCCCAGAUCUUGUCAUUUUCCUAUGUAUUUGAUUGGAAAUAAUUUGGUAUCUAAAUGUUUGAAAAGACUUUUAUACCCUUCUUAAUUUUGGUUCCAUUUUUAGCCCAUUCUUUGAUUGGAGGGAAUUCCCCUUGUUCCGAAGUUGAAACCCUCUAUUUUAUAUGCAAGAUUUAGCUUCCGAUUGGGUCAGUGUGAAGCAUUGGCUUUCUGCCUUAAGCUCGUGAGGCCAUAGAGAAUUUCUUUUAUUACUUUGUCAAACAGGUAUGUUGCCUCAGAUCAUAAAUCUAAGGGAAAGUGAGCCCAGUGCACAGCAUUCCACAUUAUGUUGCCACAGUUACUAGUUUAUAUUCGGGUUGUUAUAAUAUGUUGUCACAUUGUGAGUUUGAGCUUUUGGUGAAACAGAUUAUGGUUUGCAGUUUUUAUUUUGUGUUAACAUGUUGAUAUCAGAAGUAUGUGAUUUGGUUCUUUAGUUCUGAGUCUUCACUGCCAUAUUAUCUUUUAUUCAAUUGAUUUCAGAAAGAAUGUAUGCAAUAUACUUUUAGGGACAUGGCAGUUUUUCUUUAACCGUGUUUUUGUUGCUGUAAGCCUGUAAGUAUAAGUCCUUGUUACUUUUCACAUGGCCACAUGCACACGCACAGCAUGUAACCCUUUGUUCUUUGUGAUGCCAAUAGUUGCUUAGUAAUCAAUUGUUCUAAUUCCCAUUGUAUUUUUCAACAGUUAAUUUUACGAUGCACUUUUGAGAAAUAGCAUGGCCUUACUCAGUUGCUGUUGACAUCAGUGUAGAAGUAUUUGGUUCUGAGCUCUCAUUCAAUGCUUAACAGGAAAUUUGGUCGCUUUGUUUUGGAAUAGACUUCCAUCAGCCACUAAGCAGUUGACAAUCAAUUCUUUGAAAGUAAACAAUCUGGUUAAGAAGGUCAUAUCCAACAUUGUAACCCUGCUGAGCCAAUAAGCCGAUAACAGAAGAUCGGUUGUCGACGCCAGUCGCACUGACUGGACCUAUAGCCAUGCAGAAUACGCUGUCUGUGAGCUGUUCAAAGAAGCUUCCAGUGUCCAAAGCCAAAUCUGCACCUUGAGCAAAAUGGAAGGUAACCACUGGAAAUCCAACUAAAUCUCUACUCACAACCCCCAAAUAGCAAUAUAGCCAGGGAUAAGUUUCGAUUAUAACUUUCCUAAAGGACCUGCCGAGGAUAUUCCUAACUUCCUUGUAUAGUAAAUUUUGCACAUCAUCAGGUAGGUAGGUGAGCGUAGACCCUGUGUCAAUGAUGACACCACCCGCGUCAUUCUCUUUCAUCUCAAAAGUUGCAGGAGGAAUGUCAAGCCUCCUUUCUCCUACACUUAUGCCUUCCAUGGUGAUGUAAUACAUGCCACGAAGAGCUUGAAAAUGGGUUGGAUAGCCUUCAAGAUCUGCUCCUUCGCCUAGGAUCAGUUGGUUGUAAUUACUACUUUUGUCAGCUAGGCUUCCUAUGCAGUAAGAGAAUUUAUGGCCUAUUUGUGAUGCCAAAGACAUACGUGCAUUGUUUAGUCCUAGUAUUCCAUUAUACCCUGGAUCAUUAUUGUACACAAUGUCGCGGCCACACCCGAAUUCUAUGUUUGGUAUUUGAAUGGAACCUUCGUCAGAUGUCUCAAAGACUAGCGUUUCAUAGCCAAGGGUUCCUGAUGCAGACGAAUUGUCUGCGUAAGUGAUAAUGAACGGUGACCUAUCCAAGGGGUGGCAAUUGCAGCCUCGAAAGCCGCAAGGUGUCCUGCAUAAUUGGAUGUAGGUGGAAGACUUUGAAGGGCCAAAAAGUUGACCUAAAUGUUGAUCACAAUUCGUGCAAGGGUUGCACAUAAUCCAGAAGAUUUCGCUGGCAGAGUCCAUCACAACUAGCUGUGGGGUGGGAGGUUGGCCUACUGAGAUAUUUGCCAUUAUCGUUCUACCAGACGAGGAGGGAGAAAGUUGAGUCCUAUGGUCGCUGGCGGCCAUAGUUCCUUCAAUCCUCGCAUGCAAAUACAUGACACGUGCAAUGGAAUUUUGGAUGUCGAGUUCAAUCCUUUCUUUGGCUGUUUCACUUUGGUUGUAGUGUGGAUGGUGAACAGAUCUUUGAUGAAUGAGUUCGGUGACCAAUCUUUUAGGCUUUAGCAUUUGGUAAUUUAGCCAAGGAUGUGGUUGUUGAAGAAUUGGUGCUGAUAGAUAUUGAGAAACACCAGGUUGAGAAGGUUAGUAACAAAAGAAUCGAAGUUUCAUGUACAAGUGUCAUUCCACCUUCAGUUAAUUGAAAUGGCUUUUGGCAAGUUGUAGAUACAACUUUCUAAGACAUGUUAAUAUAUAUAGUAAACAAGGAUUUUGUCUAAUAUGUAUAUGUAUAGACAUAAAAUAAGCUUGAAGUCAUUUCUCUAUUAUCAAUUUUUUGGUGACUAAAUAGAAAAGAAAGAAAAAAGAGACAAAACCAAAUUAAUUGGCUAGGGUCAUAUCUAAAUCUAUUAGAUGUUGAAGCUCACUCCAUGUCCGCGACAGAAGCAACUGCUUUAGCCAUACAAUCUGCAACACUAUUUGCAAUCCUCUGAAUUAAAAGAAUAGAGACUCUCCAAUUCCAAUUCAUAACCUCCUGAAUAUGCUUUGCCAAAUCCCAUUUCGGAAUAUCCUUACUAAGCAUUCUUUGGUUUACCAAGAAAAGAGCUUCUAAACAGUCUGUUUCACAAAUAACCUCACGAAAUCCACUCUCCCAAGCAAGAAGUAAACCUCUCCAAAUUGCAUACAAUUCAG